This is a messenger RNA of Setaria italica (foxtail millet), 987 nucleotides long. RefSeq lists its product as uncharacterized. Lineage: Eukaryota; Viridiplantae; Streptophyta; Magnoliopsida; Poales; Poaceae. The record is from RefSeq and is a predicted model, not a curated record. Bases 53 to 907 code for a protein of 284 amino acids. The transcript has a single exon.
AGAGAAAGGACACAUUACAAGUACGUCCACGCAAGAGAAAAAUAAGGAGGGAAUGAAAGCACUCCGUGUACUGUCAGGGAUUGAGAUUGAUGAGGAAUCAACAGCUGUCGAUGGCCUUCAUCAGAUGAUAGGGCUAAAAAAGCUUGCCAUUUACAAGCUCAAUAUAAAGAAAGAUGAUAAAACCUUCACACAACUACAUUCCGCUAUUACAUACCUUUUCAGCUGUGGUCUGCAAACUCUGGCAAUCAACGAUGAAGGUUCUGAUUUUAUCAACUCACUGGACUCCAUGUCGGCACCUCCAAGGUACCUCAUCGCCCUUGAACUGUCUGGCAAGUUGGAAAGGCCCCCAAUGUGGAUAUCCAAACUCCACAUCCUCAGCAAGUUAACACUAUCUCUGACAGUUCUCCGGACUGACACAUUCAAGCUCCUCCAGGACCUGCCAUCACUGUUUUCUCUCACAUUUUCACUUAGUGCAGCAAAGCAGAAUCAGGAAAUAAAGGACAUCCUCAAGAAGAAUAAAUCAGAUUCUGAUGGGGAGAUCUUUGUUCCAGCAAGAUUCCCGAGUCUUAAGCUGCUACGCUUCUUUGCACCCCUUGUGCCAAAGCUGGGAUUUGGUGACAAUGCAAUGCCAGUAUUAGAGAUGAUUCAGGUAUGGUUUGAAGCCUUUGAAGGUUUAUUUGGCAUCGACACAUUAGAAAACCUCCGGGAGGUGCACCUCAGAGUUAAUGGCCUAGCGGCGGAAUUAAAAGAAAGUAAUGAAGCAGGAACACAAGAAACAGAAACCCCUGAAAUAAAAGAAAAAGAAAGGAAGGAAGCCGCUGAAAUCACCAGGCUCUUGGUCAAAGAUUUGAAGAACUACACUACUGAUAAGCUGAAGGUAAUCGUUGACUAUAUCAUCAAUGCUUGAAAUUGCAAAAUAAUUUGGUUGUUGUUUGCUAAAUAAAUAGGGAUGGCAUGUAUAUCCAUCUCCCAUGGCACUGUAAUUUU